Messenger RNA from Ichthyophthirius multifiliis, 1296 nucleotides. RefSeq names its product structure-specific recognition, putative. Lineage: Eukaryota; Ciliophora; Oligohymenophorea; Hymenostomatida. Gene Ontology annotation, cellular component: nucleus; FACT complex. Gene Ontology annotation, molecular function: DNA binding; nucleosome binding; histone binding. The record is from RefSeq and is a predicted model, not a curated record. The transcript has 8 exons.
AUGACUGACUCCAGCAGAUGCUUAAAAGGUAUUAAUUGGUGCAAUCUCUAAUUUGACGAAGACAAUAUGGUCUUAAAUUAUAAAUAAAAAAGAUUAUGCAAACUUCCUUUAAACAAAAUAUAAAACUCUACAGUAAAUAAAAAUGAUAUUGUUAUUGAUUUAAAUACAUUAGAUAUUAAAGAAGAUGAAGAUGUUCUUUGUGAAAUGAGAUUAUAUGUGCCUUUCCAAUAAGAAAAUUAAUCUAAAGAAUAAGAAAACGAAUAAAACGAAGCUGAAAAUCAAAAAGCUUCUAGAGCAGAUUAGUUAAAUUCUGAAAUAAUAUCAAAAGCUAAAAUAGGAUAAUAUUCUGGUGCUUCUAUUGUUAAAUUUGAAGAUCUUCCUUUAUUAGUACCUAGAGGAAAAUAUUCAUUAGAUAUGUUUUAAAAUUCAGCUAAAUUUCAUGGUUCUUCAUACAAUUAUAUUGUUGAAUAUAAAAAUAUAAUUAAAGCCUUUUUACUUCCUUUACCAGAUGAGGUAAAUAUAGCUUUCGUUUUAGGACUAGAAUAACCUCUAAAAUACGGAAAUACAGUUCAUUCAUCGAUUGUAAUGCAAUUUAGAAAAGAUAUAUAAUAAUAAGUAAAAGUGAAUUUAGACCCAGAAUUGAAAAAGCAAAGCAAUCUUAAGGAAUUAGAAGAAUAAUAUGAGGGACCAUUAUAUGAAAUAGUUGGAUAAAUUUUUAAGUAAUUGUGUUAAAUUCCAGUUAUUAUGCCCGGAGGCUUUUAAAGCUCUGAUGGUUAAUGCUGUGUAAAGUGUACUUUAAAAACUCAUUAAGGAAUGCUUUUUCCAAUGAAAAAAAGUUUGAUUUUUAUAUAUAAACCAGUAAUUCAUGUGACAUUAACUGAUAUAACAAAAGUCGAAUUUGAAAGAGUAGGAAAUGCUAGUUUAAAUAAACUUUUUGAUAUAAAAGUAUUUACAAAAUCUUCAAAUGCACAUUUUAUUGGUUUUGAAAGAAAAGAGUUGGAUAAAUUAUUGGAAUACUUUAAAUCUAAAAAUAUUUAAAUUAUAUGUGAUGAAAAUGGAUAAUCUAAUGCUUUUGAUGAUGAGGAUAUUUCAGAAUCAGAAUCACAUGAAGAAGAAGGGGAAGGAAAGGUACAAAGAAAAAGUGCUAAAAGAGCUAGUAAAGCUGUAAAAGGUCAAGCCGGUUUACCUUUAGAUGAUGACGAAGAGGAAGAUGAAGACUUUGAUGCUAACGAAUAUGAUGAUGACGAUGAUGAUGAUGAUGAUGACGAAGAUGACGAUGAAAACGAAGAAAAUUGA